AUGACCAUUGGCUCGAAUGAUUAUGUGUUCUGGUACAGACAGUUCACCAAUCACGUUCCCGACUACCUCGUCUCCAGAUUCAAGGACGAAAGAAUUGAAGCAAUGUUUAAAGUAUCUGCGGACAGUGAGAAAGGUACCACAACUUUCACUGUUAACACAUCCCAGCUUUCAGAUGCUGCGGUGUAUUACAGUGCUGUGAAACACAACGAAACAAAGAGUAUGAGGAUUGAGGAGACGACAAGAAAUCGGACUGCAGAAUCGAAAGCAAGAGCUGAGGUGAGGACUUUCGCAAACUCCGUUAGUUUGUUACAAGUGAUGCAUGGCCCGGCAAAAGGCCCGUUCGAUGCCACUUAUUAUCCAGCUCUUGUUGUUAUUGAUGUCCCUGCCAACUUGCUGACGAUCAUUGUACUAUUAAGAGGACAGUGGGGACACUGUCGGUGUACAACCUGUUAUUUGGUGGAGAUAGCAGUGAGCGAUUUUCUUGUCAUCAUCACUGGGUGCAUCUUCAAACGGACUGGCGGUGUUUACUUCCGGCACGGUGCCCUGUCCACGACCGACGCCUGUGCACUCAGCACUGUGAUAAUCUAUGCCAGCCGAGAUGGUUCAGUCUGGCUGACAGUGGCCUUCACCAUCGACCGUUUUGUCGCCAUUUGCUGCCAGAGUCUGAAAACCAGCUACUGCUCCCAGGAAACGGCCUCAUUGUUCAUCGGAGAUAACAAGGUGUAGAACCUGAGCAGCGUCAAGAACCUCCGUUCCUACUUCGUCUACCAGCCCUUGUACAUUGUGGACGGGGUGUCCUGGUUCUGUCACUUCAGAGACACAUACUAUAACUCACUUGCAUGGAAAUCCUAUGACUGGCUGAAUCACAUCUUGACACCUAUUCUCCCAUUCCUCCAUAUUCUGCUGCUCAAUGCCUUGACUGUCAGAUACAUCUUAGUGGCCAGCAAUGCCCGAAGGAGACUCCGGGGCACAGCGAGCCACGGAGACCCAGAGAUGUCCAAUCGCAAGAGGUCCAUUGUCCUGCUCUUCACUAUCUCGCUGAGCUUCCUCCUUCAGUGGGUCACCUAUGUCGGGCGAUUCCUCUAUGUGCCGGUUAAUGCUGAGGCAUACUUCAGUGGCUUGGAUUUCACUGACCCACAGUUCAUUCUCCAAGAGACGACCAACAUGCUGCAGAUACUCAAUUCCGGCAACAGCGUCUUCAUUUAUGCAAUAUCCCAGAACAAGUUCCGAAACGAGCUGAAGAAGAUUCUGUUAUCUCCCUUCACAACUCUCACUGGGUGCAAAGGAUUUUGUCAUGUUGUUUUGCUUCCGUCGGGGUGCUCAAUAUGUAACGCUCUCUCUCAUUGUCUCAAAAUUGAAUAA
Molecule: messenger RNA, 1362 nt
Organism: Rhincodon typus (whale shark)
Lineage: Eukaryota; Metazoa; Chordata; Chondrichthyes; Orectolobiformes; Rhincodontidae
Product: probable G-protein coupled receptor 139
Exons: 4
Biological process (GO): G protein-coupled receptor signaling pathway
Cellular component (GO): membrane
Molecular function (GO): G protein-coupled receptor activity
Source: RefSeq, a predicted model, not a curated record